Octodon degus (degu) is the source of this 2256-nucleotide messenger RNA. It is a transcript of the gene Aldh9a1, whose product is annotated as aldehyde dehydrogenase 9 family member A1. Gene Ontology annotation, molecular function: 4-trimethylammoniobutyraldehyde dehydrogenase (NAD+) activity; aminobutyraldehyde dehydrogenase (NAD+) activity. The record is from RefSeq and is a predicted model, not a curated record. Bases 55 to 1611 code for a protein of 518 amino acids. Lineage: Eukaryota; Metazoa; Chordata; Mammalia; Rodentia; Octodontidae. The transcript is spliced from 11 exons.
UCCCAUUGCCCCGCCCCGCGCGGCCCUUGCACUCGCGCGCCGAACGCACCCCUCAUGUGGCUUGGAGCCCGUUCCGCUGCGCUUUCUUCGCUCGUGCGCGCCCCCCGGCCAUCUCCGGCCUCCGCCAUGAGAACCGGCACCUUCGCCGUGUCACAGCCCCUCAAUUACCGCGGUGGGGCCCGCGUGGAGCCGGCGGACGUCUCCGUCACCGAGCAGGCGUUCGAGCCAGCCACGGGCCGAGUGAUAGCCACUUUUGCAUGGUCAGGAGAAAAGGAAAUCAAUUUGGCUGUUCAGAAUGCAAAGGCUGCAUUUAAAAUAUGGAGUAAAAAAUCUGGCAUGGAGCGUUGCCGAAUCCUUCUGGAAGCUGCCAGGAUAAUGAGGGAGCGGAAGGAUGAAAUUGCUACCAUGGAGACCAUCAACAAUGGCAAGUCCAUCUUCGAGGCCCGCUGGGACAUCGACACUUCCUGGCAGUGCCUGGAGUACUUCGCAGGCUUGGCAGCGUCCAUGAGUGGUGAGCAUAUCCAGCUUCCUGGUGGAUCCUUUGGCUACACCCGCAGGGAGCCCCUUGGGGUGUGUGUGGGGAUCGGAGCCUGGAACUACCCCUUCCAGAUUGCCAGCUGGAAGUCAGCCCCGGCUCUGGCCUGUGGCAACGCCAUGGUCUUCAAGCCUUCCCCCUUCACACCUGUUUCUGCUGUGCUCCUGGCCGAGAUCUACGCCCAGGCAGGGGUGCCUCCUGGGCUCUUCAAUGUGGUGCAAGGCGGUGCGGCCACCGGCCAGUUUCUGUGUCAGCAUCCCGACGUGGCCAAAGUCUCCUUCACUGGAAGUGUGCCCACUGGCAUGAAGAUCAUGGAGUUGUCAGCGAAAGGAGUCAAACCUGUGACGCUGGAACUUGGGGGCAAAUCUCCACUCAUCAUCUUCUCAGACUGUGACAUGGAGAAUGCCGUGAAGGGGGCGCUGAUGGCCAACUUCCUCACGCAGGGCCAGGUUUGCUGUAACGGCACGAGAGUGUUUGUGCAAAAGGAAAUUCUUGAUAAAUUCACCAAAGAAGUAGUGAAACAGACCCAGAAGAUAAAAAUCGGAGAUCCUCUCCUGGAGGAUACAAGAAUGGGCCCGCUCAUCAACCGGCUGCACCUCGAGCGGGUCCUGGGCUUCGUCAGGUCAGCAAAGGAGCAGGGUGCUAAAGUGUUAUGUGGUGGAGACCCGUAUACACCUGAGGAUCCCAAAUUAAAAGAUGGAUACUACAUGAGACCAUGUGUAUUAACUGAUUGCAGAGAUGACAUGACCUGUGUGAAGGAAGAGAUCUUUGGACCUGUCAUGGCCAUUUUACCAUUUGAUACUGAAGCCGAGGUUCUGGAACGAGCCAACAAUACCUCGUUUGGACUUGCAGCUGGUGUCUUUACCAGGGACAUCCAGCGGGCUCACAGAGUGGUGGCUGAGCUUCAGGCGGGAACGUGCUACAUUAACAACUACAAUGUCAGCCCGGUGGAGCUGCCCUUUGGUGGCUAUAAGAAGUCAGGAUUCGGCAGAGAGAAUGGCCGUGUGACAAUUGAGUAUUACUCACAAUUGAAGACUGUGUGCGUGGAGAUGGGUGAUGUGGAGUCUGUUUUUUGAAGCCAGGCUGUGCGAUAAGGAGAGGCUCUCUUGACCAAGCAGGAUAACUGAGGAUCAUUUCCAAGCCAGAUUUUGGUCAUUGAGAUUUAAAAAGUGGUUUGAUAGUGUUCUUCAUCUUUCUGUCACCAUCUUACCUGAAGAUGUGCCUAAGUACCUUUCAAACAGUAACCAAGGCAUUUGUGAGUUGUGAUUUUCCUGACAUCAGAUUUCCAUGUAAGCUUUAACAGUUAACAACACACUUCCAGAGAACAGAUAGAGUUUAACAGGUAGAGCAUAACCAGGAUCAUACUUUAUCCACACAGCUGGCCAAGUGACAGUGUUAAUUCUCUAGGUAAGGAACUUUUUCCUUCGUAGUUUUCUAGAAGAAUCAGUAGAGAUGAUUUCUACUCAUUGACUUUUUUUCUCUUAUUUUUCCUUUGAGAAGGCUGAUGACUGGGAUAGAGAAGGGAUUAGGCAAUUGACAGGAUCAGAUUCUGCAUGGUCUGAACUUGCUGCAGUGAGCACUCUGAUCCCAUUCCACUGCGAUGGAGGAAACGUACCAGUGUUGGAACUGCAGUUUGCCGUCUUACAGUGCCUGUUAAAUGCAUGUACAAAUCAUUUGUAUGCUAAUUAGUAUAGUGAAAAUAAAAUUAUGUUAUUAAUCCU